Messenger RNA from Hirsutella rhossiliensis, 2727 nucleotides. RefSeq names its product calpain family cysteine protease domain-containing protein. The transcript is spliced from 6 exons. Gene Ontology annotation, molecular function: calcium-dependent cysteine-type endopeptidase activity. The record is from RefSeq and is a predicted model, not a curated record. Bases 1 to 2727 code for a protein of 908 amino acids. Gene Ontology annotation, biological process: proteolysis. Gene Ontology annotation, cellular component: cytoplasm. Lineage: Eukaryota; Fungi; Ascomycota; Sordariomycetes; Hypocreales; Ophiocordycipitaceae.
AUGUCGGCCAUCCUGGGACCCAACAUUGGCGGCGGGCGACGCUUUCGAUACGGUUUCCCAUCUCGCUCGUCCUCGACCUCAAGUUCCCCUUCGACCUCGACUGUCGGCCGCUCCGACCCGCCAGCACCCUUUACACGCAGGGGCCGUACUUCGCAGACCAUGGAGGGCCAGGCGAAGCGGCUCAGGAAGUUGCAGCAGCUGGCGCCGCAGACCAUCGUGGAUGACUUUUGGACAAAAUUCACCACAAAGGCGCCGGGCAAAGCCACCACUGUGCUUCCCCAGGACCAGCACGCGGACACGACGCCAUCCAAAACAACCCAAGACAGCUACGAUGAGGCAGCUGUCGUGUGCCGGGCCAAAGUCGUCCAGAUCAUCAAGGAAUGCCGCCGCGUCAACAAGAAAUACCGUGACCCGCACUUUGACCUCGAGUCGGACCUCAAACUCGGCCGUCGCGACUGUCUGCAGUCUCUCCCCAACGUCAAGGGUGUCAAGGCACCGCCUGGAGGCGGCUUCAACCCGCGCAGCGCCAAGCGCGUCACUGAGAUAUUCGACAAGCCGCAGUUCUACAUUGACGGCCCGACAGCUAACGACGUUAGGCAGGGCAGGGAUGGCGACUGCUGGCUCAUGUCGGCCCUGUGCACGCUCAGCAACAAGCCGGGACUCAUUGAGAGGCUGUGCGUGGCGCACGACCAGGAUGUCGGCGUCUAUGGCUUCGUCUUCCACCGAGAUGGGGAGUGGAUAUCGGAAAUCGUCGACGACUUUCUCUACCUGACCAAACCAGACUACGACGAGAGCUACACAGACCGAGUCCUCUUUGACGAGCUCGAGCGCGUCAACCCGGAGGAGGCCUACCGCCGAAUCUACCAGGCCAACAGCGGCGCCCUGUACUUUGCCCAGUGCGAGCACCCACAGGAAACGUGGCUGCCGCUUCUUGAAAAGUGCUACGCCAAAGCUCACGGCGACUAUGCCGCCAUCGAGGGCGGCUUCGGCGGCGAGGGCAUCGAGGACCUCACGGGGGGCGUCACCUCGGAGAUUUUCACUACGGAUAUCCUCGACAAGGAAUACUUUUGGAACGAAGAGCUCCUCAAAGUCAACCAAGACUUCCUAUUUGGCUGCAGCACCGGAGUCUGGGGGUCCUCGAGCUGGGGAGAGAGGAAGGGCAUUGUGGAACUUCACUCUUACUCUGUCCAGAGGGCCGUCGAGAUUGACGGGAAGCGCCUGGUUCGCCUCAAGAACCCGUGGGGAAAGGGUGAAUGGAAGGGCGCCUGGAGCGAUGGGUCCAAAGAAUGGACUCCAGAAUGGCUCGAGAAGCUGGACCAUCGAUUCGGCGACGACGGCGACUUCUGGAUAUCGUACGACGACCUCUUGCGCAAAUAUCAAGCCUUUGAGCGGACACGCUUGUUCGACAGCGACUGGAGCGUUGCCCAGAUCUGGACCACGCUCACGGUGCCCUGGAUGCUCGACUAUCAUACAACAUACUUCUCCCUUUCCCUUUCCAAGCCCGGUCCCGUGGUCAUUGUUUUCUCCCAGCUUGAUGAACGCUACUUUCGUGGCCUCGAAGGCCAGUAUCAUUUCCAGCUGGCCCUGCGUCUUCACAAGAAGGGCAAGGAGGACUAUCUUGUGCGAAGCCAGGCUCCAUACAGAAUGCGGCGCUCCGUCAACGUCGAGCUGGAGCUCGAGGCCGGCGAGUACGACGUGCGUGUCAAGGUUGACGCUUGCCGUUGGGAGGAUAUUAUACCAACCGAACAGGUCAUCCGGAACAGCGCAAAGUUGCGUCGAGAGAAGCUCACGCGCAUCGGGCUGGCCUACGACCUUGCACACGGCAAGGGCAAAGUGGUCGAAACGGCGGAGGAAAAGGCCGCGAGAGAGGCGCACGACAAGAAGCACGAGGCCAAGCGGCGACAAGAGAUCUUGAAGAGGAUUGAGGCCGACCGGGAGGAGCAGCACUAUCUCCAAAGAAAGGCGAUGCAGAGGACCAAAGAUAAGGAGCGCAAGGAAAGGGCCAAGAACAAGGCCAAGAUGGCGGCGAUGCAGGCCAGGAAGCGAGCCAUCAAGUCGGGCGUGGCCGAUCAGAGAGGGUCUGUCUCCACAACGGGACAAAGCGACGUGGUCGUCGUUGCUGGGGAGCGAGGGAAUGCGUCAGAGGUCGAAACUGAGAAGAAUGAAGCCCCGUCUCAUGAGGAGGCGGCGAAGGAGGACACACAGGCCAGAAAUGCAACGGCAAGUGCUCCCCAAGGCGAGGACGCGGCUGUGCACGGCGUCGAAGAGCAGCUAAGAGAUGGACACGACGAGACUUUUUGCGAAUCAGGCAGCGAGUCUGGCUCGAACGUCUCGGACGAGCUCUCGGAACUCUCGGAGCGAGAGCUGGACAUCCAAGUCGAAAUUCAGCUGGGACAGCUAAAGCGAAUGGCGGCGGCUUCGGCGGCCUCGGCUCCCACCGCUGAGGAGCAACCGGACGAGUUUGAGCGAGACCCCUGGAACGCCGUCGCCGUCGCCGGUCUCCGCGUCUACCACAGAGUCGGCGAGGGGGGCGACGCCGACGUGGUGCGGCUCAAGGUUGUGCGCCCAAAUCCGUACGCCGACGCGGACGACGAGGCGAAGACGGACUCGGCCGAGGGCAAGACCAGGGAGCUCGACGUCGACGACAGCGCCAAGGACGCGACGCUGGUGGGCGGCGUGACGGAACGCCGCAACAGCAUCGUGGGUAACGACCGGCCGGUGUUCUGA